This is a messenger RNA of Psylliodes chrysocephalus, 4563 nucleotides long. The record is from the annotation of a GenBank genome assembly. NCBI's taxonomy places the organism in Eukaryota, Metazoa, Arthropoda, Insecta, Coleoptera, Chrysomelidae.
GCCUCUUACGAGUUGAGUGUAAACGCGAAUCGCGAUCUUUGACGUUGUUUUAGUUCGCGCGGCGACUAACGACUAUUUCGGCCGAAUUUUUUUAAAAAAAAAAACGUAAAAUCGAUUCAUAGUGACAGUUUUUGUGGGUGGUUUUCUCUGACAAUUUUUAAGGAUUUACGGAUUAUAUCUUAAUCUAGGAUUAGCUUGCAGUAAGUUUUUAAUGAACAACCUCUGCAGAUUUUAAAAGAAGAAACUAACCAAUUUAAUUGAAGAAUCCAAACGCCCCCAUGAAUGUCACCUGAAGAAUUAUAGCAACUUCUUCUUCAAGCUUUAUAAUGUGAGGAACUAACUAGGCUAAUGGAGGAGGAGGACGAGAGAGGACCUGAAGAGGGUCACCUCUUGGUCAGAAUCCACGUCCCAGAACUCAACGUCCAAAAAUGCCUCCAAUUUCCCAGGGACCAAUUAGUUUGGGACGUGAAACAACAAUGUUUGGCAGCAUUACCGAAGGAAUUGAAGGAAAGCUUCAACUAUGGGCUUUUUUGUCCACCGGAAAAUGGCAGGGCAGGAAAGUUUCUGGACGAGGAAAGAAGACUGGGGGAUUAUCCGUUCAAUGGUCCUGUGGGAUACUUAGAGUUGAAGUACAAGAGGCGUGUCUACAAGAUGAUGUCUCUCGACGAAAAGCAGUUGAAAAGUCUACAUACCAGGGCAAAUCUCAGGCGAUUUUUGGAUUAUGUUCAAAAUGGCCAAGUUGAAAAAAUUACGAAAAUAUGCGCUAAGGGCCUAGAUCCGAAUUUUCACUGCCAAGAAACGGGAGAAACCCCGUUGACAAUAGCGACCGGCAUAAAGAAACCCGCGAAAACAUUGAUGGCCUUAGUAAAUGGCGGAUCUUUGCUAGAUUUUCGAAAAAAAGACGGAUCCACGGCCCUACACCGCGCAGUGGAACACCGCAGCCUGGAAGCCUUAAAAACUCUUUUGGAAUUAGGAGCAUCUCCGAAUUACAAGGACAAUAAGGGAUUAACACCACUUUACUACACCAUCUCGGUUAACGUCGAUGCUACUUUCUCAGAGACUUUGCUCCACGAUCACGCUACCACCGGCGCUCAAGAUGCUCAAGGUUGGCAGGAGGUUCAUCAGGCAUGCAGAGCAGGUCUCAUAACCCACCUGGAACACCUGCUCUUCUACGGAGCGGACAUGAACUCGAGAAACGCGUCCGGCAAUACGCCCCUUCACGUUUGCGCGGUAAACGGUCAAGAGUCUUGUGCAAGACAGCUCUUAUUUAGAGGAGCGGAUAGACAGGCUCUAAAUUUCGCCAAUCAGACGCCAUGUCAAGUGGCUGUCAUAGCUCACAACAUGGAUUUGGCGGAAAUUAUCCAGAAUUAUAGACAAGAAGAUGUUGUCCCUUUUCGCGGUCCGCCUAGUUAUAACCCGAAGCGUAGGUCGGCCGUAGGAUGGCUCAACAGGGUUCCGUCCAUGAGUACCCUUGCCUUACCUCCAAGUCCUUGUCCAAGUGACAGAUCCUCAGCACCUUUCAGUUCGGCAAGUUCGAGUCUGUCUGAAGGGAGCGCCCUGCCUGGCCAUGAGACUGAUACUGCAAGCAUUGUGACAGUGUUCGCACUGGGUGUUUCAGAUAAAAGCAUCGGAGAUACGAGCGACAUCAUCAGCGACAGUUCGGGAGUGGGUACAGCCAACUCUGAUACCACCAAUUGCACCAUUUGGAUGCCGGGCAGUACCGUCGUUUGCAUCGAGUCGUAUUCCUCGAAAGAAGAAGGCCAUAUAGCCAUCAGGGAAGGAGACAUACUAGAAGUUAUCGCUGCGACAGAUGACGGGUACUUGGAAGGUAAAUUGAAAAGCGGAGGAGGUCGUACGGGGUACUUUCCAGCUUCUUGCGUUCAAGAAGUUCGAUUACGUCAUCAUAACAUCCAAGCUCCCAUGAUGGUGGCUAAAGACCCAAGACCUCCGAGCCAGGGAGGCAACAGAGUUCUCGGUAGAAGGGAGAGCACUUCUAAGCAUUUCGCUACGGCGCCUAGAACUACCAAGAGAUCGUUUUCAAACCUACCCGCAGAACCACGAACCGUGGUUCUACACAAGGGUAAAAAAGGUUUCGGAUUCAUACUGCGAGGCGCCAAAGCAACAUCGCCGCUCAUGGAACUGACGCCCUCAGAAAAAUGCCCCGCUUUACAAUAUCUGGACGACGUCGAUCCAGGUGGUGUAGCAGAUAUGGCUGGGUUGAAGAAAGGAGACUUCCUUUUAGAAAUCAAUGAUGAGGAUGUUUCUUCUGCUUCACACGAGCACGUGGUUGAUCUUAUAAGAAAAUCUGGUGAUCUGGUGAAAAUGAGUGUGAUGUCUCUGGGCCCCCCCGUUUGUGGGGCGAUACCCAUGAGCAAAUCGACAAUUCUACCAGGAGGAGCAGGCACCAUACCGUUGAGCAGGCAGUUUGCCACUUUGCCCAGAAAGACCAUGACAUAUGGUGGGACGCUGGGCAGGUCAACGCAGGCUCCAUUACCGCCCAGAAGGGACCCCAAGACGACUCUGAGCGUUGGAAGGGCGAGAGCGAAGAGUAUGGUUGCAGGUUUAGGAGGAGAAAAAGAUGAGACUGAUGAUAUGACAAAAUCUAGCUCGGCUGAGUCAAUACACCAAUCGACGCCAGGCGGGAUUUGUACGUCUGCGAAGACGCAGCCGAGGACGGCGUCGAUAAGACAAAGACCUUCGUCCACCAGCUUGAAGCAUUCCGUGUUGGAGGAGCUGUUUCAGAAGCAGAGGGAGAGCGAUACGCAGAGUUCUUUGAUGAGCAGUUCGAGGUUCCAGAGUUCGAAUACGUCUGGUUCGCCCAGCAAGGGGCGAGUGUAUGCCAGUGUGGCUGAAAUGAAGAGGAGCAAAAGUAAAUACCCCAAAGUGAAGUUCACAGAACUAUUCGCCGAUGGAAAAGAACUGAAACGAACCUUCCACAGUACUCCGGAUCUAGUCCAAGAAGUGGCGUACAGUUCGCAAACUUUACCUAGCAAGUUCCAUCAUAGUCACAGUCAAGAGGAUCUGUCCGUACUUUUAAGCGGGAGAAGUCUACCUCCGCCUACUCAUCCCCCGCCACCGAUACCGCCGCAUAUUCAGAUGGUCAAAGUCGACGUCACUCGAAGUCAACGAUCCGAGUACGACAAUUUAAACAGGGAACUAGGGGAUGAAGGUGUUAUAUCCUCGUUUAAUCCAACAGCAAAUGCGAAAUUAUAUGCGUCUCCCGAAGACAUGAGGACCGUGGGGUACAGAUCGAAGAGCGCGCCUUCACAUGCAGUCAAGAGCCAGUUGAGGAAAUCGCAGAGUAUGAGGACUAGUACCACGUUCAAACCGACGGCUACUAGUUUUUCCAAAGAACAACAGUCUAAUCCAUAUGCUCAACCCAUAAGGGCGUCAAGGUCCCACUCUACAGGAUCUAGGGAACGUAGAAAAAAGACAUCGUCGAACAAAUUAAAUUCGAAACUGGCCCAACCCGGCGGGCCUCCGAUUCCAGAGCCGGACUACAGUUGUACCGAUUCGGAAGGCGAAACUGAGGAUAUCCAGAGGAAGACGGCCGAUACGUUAGCGAGUAGAAUUAACAGUAUUCAGUUACAAGCGACUGAAAAUAGUGGUAACAGCAAUGCGAGCGGAAGUUCAUCGGGAAGUAGUUCCAUCCCUCACAGUUUUAGCGUUGAAGAAAUCCAGAAGGGUAGGUCGUUGCUGAAAUCCUCUAAAUCCUAUCCGGAUGAACUAUUGAAGAAGCAGAAGGAGUCUGAUGCUGUGGAGGAUGGAGAUAACAGUUCAUCUGGAGUUAGUUCUGAUCAGGAGAUUACUUGUGGAAAUGCUGAGAUUCAUGAGCAAAACAAUAGCAUAGUGCCUGUGACGAAAAAUCAUCGACCACAACAAAUCGGAACGUUAAAACGACACGCAGUCUCCUUAGCCCAUCUGCCGCCGCCCAUCGAAAACGAAACGGACGAAAAAGAAGACUUCUGUCUACCGCCGCCUCCGGAAUUCGGCGAAAACAACCCGAACUUCAGCGAAGUCGUCGUGGCUCCACCGCCGCAAUUCAUGGACAACCGACAAGUGACUAGAGUGAGAAUAGUUGGAGCCGUACCAAAAGGUUCCAAAGGGUCUUUGGCCGUCAGCACGAAACCGAAACUCAAACAGAACCGGCUUCAUAGUCAGUAAAAGGCUGACCCAUACAAAACAUCAUUGUCGUUUUUUACCUUAACACUUUUCUACAAUUUAAUACUCAAUUUUUGAUAUUCAGUACAGACGGUUCCGUGAACAAUUGUACCUCAAAAACAGAACAAUUGCAUACGGAAACCGUGUUAGAUCACCGACAUAGUUACUACUAGACCUUGCAAUUAAUUAUAUAAAAGUAGAGCCAGUAAUUCUAUAAAAAUAGCAGCCUGUAACCUGAAUUACUGAGGGAGCGGUAGUUUAGAGUUUUUUUUUUAAAUUUCGACAUCAAUUACUAAAAGAAUUCGACUACUUCCUCAUAUACAUUAUUGCUUCAAAAGUCAUCCGUAGUCAGUAUUUUUUAGACAAAAUAAAAAGACUCAAAUAAAUAGUUCACCUUUUUUU